CCUUUCUAUUUUGUAGAUAAUCACAAAUUUUCAGUGCUUCUAUUAUGAGCAUCCAGAAUGUAGAGGAGGAAAUAAAUUAUAUGAAAGCAGUAGACCUCUUUCAAAAAUGAAACUAGUUGCUUGGAUUUCAUAAUGCAUGUGUUGAACAGAUGAUGGAGAAAAAAGGGUCUUGAUUUACAAUCAAAAAUAAUAGGCAAAAUCCCCUUAAAAAAUCAAAUGAUUAGAACACAGAAUUUGAUAGCAAUUUUUUGCAAAAUAAUGGUUUAAUUGUCAUGCAUCUUAAUAGUCUUCAAUUUAUGUGUUAAGCUCCAAUUCAUGCAAGCACUUCUAGCUGCAGACAUUUAGAUAGAGACAUCCCACUUGAAGAGAAAAUGUAACUUGGUACAGAGGUAACACUUUCAGAUUGUAGGCCAUGUCAGCUGGAAACCUGGUCUCAUCAAAAAAUGCUGUUUCUGUAGCUUUAAAAUGUAUGGCCAUUGUAGUAGAUUGCUAUUUCUUGGGUGCAGAUUUAUUUUGCUCUGUUCCCCUGUCCGUGUGUGAGUGUACAUGCACAAAUGCUGAUGGGAAAUUGAGUAUAAAGUAUUACUCAAUUUAACUGUGUUAACUGUUUUUAAAACAGUAUUUUCUACUGAAAUAACCAAGUAUAUAAAAACUCUUCAUCAUAUGGUUCAUACCUGAUGCUUCAUAAACUUUAAAAUUCAUGUUAAUAGCUAAAGACAAGUUGCUCAAUAAUAAAUAUCCAAUAUUAUCACCAUCAUAACUGUGCUUAUAUAUUGGGAGAGAUAAUUAGGCAGUAGGCAUGCCUCUGAUGAGGUGUAAUACAUUGUUCUGGAAAAAUGGCUAGGCAGCUUUUACUGGGUAAGAAUUGUUGAAAAUACUCUUUGGAAAGACAGCAAAUGUUUUCUGUUUGUGUGUCUGUUGUGUAAUCUCAUUCUUUGAUCGAGUCUGAGGGAAACCAUGUCUCAAGGUUAUUGUGUAAAAAGGCCACAAACUGAGAAACAAGGUAUUAUGUGAAAUCGAGUAUUAUAAGCAGCCAGCAGUAAGGUUCCUUUUCAUAGAAGUUUGCUUGUUUGUUUUUGUUCCUGUGAACAAACUAAAUAUUUGAAUUCUCUGUAGCGAUAUGAAGAAACUUUUGCAAAAUAGUUACCUUCUUACAAUGUAUCUUGUGAUUGCUUUAUCCUAAUUAAAGAAGCAGAGUAGGACUCUUCCUCAGGAGUCCGUUAAUAUCAAUAUUGCCAGGGGUGCUGGGGGCCGGACAAGCAAAUCACUUUGAGAGCACGGUUUAUCAAUUCAGGAGUUCUCUCUCAAGUCAAGAAAUUAGUAGGUGUUUCUAGGCAUAUUGUGUUUUCUUACUAAUGGCUUUUAUUUACAUAGCUGUCUCCUGAAAGGAUAACCUGUGACAAGCAAGGGCAAUAGCUGAAUAUGUAACAUCUCUCACACGCAGCUGUUAGUUCUAUGUAGACUUGAGAACAAGAGCAGAAAAAAUAAUUUAGAAUUUUCCUGCUUUUUCAGAUUCCUCUUCAAAAUUGUGAAUACGUCAACGUAGGAAAGUAUUGGUCUUUGUUAGUUAGGUGGCAGUGGCAUUUUAAUACCUGAAAUGACAGCUGAAAUCAGAUUUUGGGUGUGAGAAGAGAGAAUCUUUUCUAAGACUGUUCCUUAUGGCGGUGGGCAAAGAAGAGAAGAGAACCCACUUAAAAAGUAAAUGCUUAAAGAAAAGUAGAAUAAUUUCUAAUUGUGCUACUAGUUUGCUUGCCUUUGCAUUUGUUGUCUAGGUAUAAUGGUCAUAAAAACCCAACACCAUAGCAGGUUGGGAAGCUUUAAAGAUUACACUGGAAGUAUUUUUUUUCCUCUAUUCAGAAGAAGGGAAUUUCUUUACAUUGAAGUUUUUGUCCCAGAGUUUGUUGUUUCUGGUUUUAGACUGGACAGGAGCAGUGUGAGAAGCUUUCAUCUUCUCCACAGACGGCUAUGGAGGAGGGAAGUCUUGGCUGUAAGACUUUGUUCAUGUCCUAGAUGAAGGGCAAGAUGGAGUCCUAGUAAGAUUCCUCCAUCAUUGUUACUUCCAAGGAAGUGUUAAUAUUCCAUAGUUCUGAAGAGACAUAGUGGGCACCAUUAAAUAUUUACAUCUCUUUGCGAAGUCACGCUGAUGCCACCAGGAUAGCGAGCUCUAUAUCACACAUGCUCUAAUUCACCCCAAACACCCACUGUUUACUAAUCUUCAGCCCCCGUCUGUGCUGAUAAUGAGGAAGAGGAAAUGGAAACAGCAGGGAUUACAUGCUACUGAGAAGUCCCAGUUUCCAUGCCUGGUUGUAAUUCUUUCAACAAACUAUUGCUGACUGUGCUCCUGCUUUGAAGUUUGAACACCUCUCUGUUACUGCUGAGCUCUUGUGAUUUGGCAAGCAGAUUUGGGAUUUUUGUAGUUGUUUUAGCAGCCCUGUAUGACUAUGUACUCUUGUGCUCACACAGGUGUUAUGCCCGCUCGAGGUCAGAAGCAGUACGGAUUGUAUUGCCCAAUCACAGGGACGUUAAUAGCUUGUAUUUGCUGGUGACAGGUACCAGAUGGAAAACAUUCUUCACAGAAUCCACUGCUGUUUGUGUGUGCAGAUAUGGCCGUAUCAGUGAGAUAGGUGAGAUUCUAUAUUACAAAUAGUGCCUAUUUUUGUAAGGCCAGUGAUAUGUGUGAGUUUGAAUUGUGGCAUUCAGCAUGCUCCAUUAGUUUGUAUCACCUGGACAAGAAUCAUCAAAUGUGUUGAGAUGUAGCUAUGCCUGUUUCUAAUCUAAAACCUCAGAGCCCCUCAGAACCCCAUAGCUGGCGCAGGACAGUAAAUUAUCUAUGUAAAAGCCCUACAGCCACAACCAUUAACAUCCUGGUGUAGUUCAUCUGUCAGGCCACUGUGCAACUUAUUAUUGCAUUUGGGGUGGUCCUCUUUGGUAAAUCAAACACUGUUUGAUUGAGUCACAAGUGGUGGGGAGUCAAUUUAGAGUCUUAAAAACAACUUUUGCCAUUUACAAUGUUAUGGGCACAUUUUAUUAGUCACCCAGGUGCAUGAAAGGAAGAGGUUCAGGUGGGCUUUCCUCUCAGAAGAUAAAGUGGUUUUGUCUUGCAUGUACGUGAAGUGUGAUUCAGUGUCAGUUACAAGCAGUUGGCUUACCACCUAAUAUAGCUACCAAAAAUCCCAGAGGAGCUACAGUGCUCCAAAAGGUGCCAGUCAGCAGAUUCCUCAUCUGUGACAAGGACAGAGAAGUAAAUGGCUGAUGAAGAGAGGACUUCAGAUGCCUCCCUUCUGCAGUCAGAGCUGACAGAUCCCUUGGUGUUCCUGGUGGCCCAGGAACAGAGAAGCUUACCAGAACAGGCCUUGUGGAGGCUGUGUGGGCUUGGUGAAUCCCCCAGGUAUCACACACCUGCGUGUGCAGUGCCAGUGAAAACCAUGGAGCUGCACUGAGGUGCGCUGGCUGGAGUGACACCCUGGAGGACACUUUGGGCAUGGCUUAAGAAGGAGAUGGCUAGGAGUUGCUCACUGAGAAAAUGCAUUCCCUGCAACUUGAACAAUGUGGAGAGGGGUAUCCGGGGGGAGUAUAGAACUCCAUUUCCCCCAUUGGAGGCUCCAAGCACUGCUCUGGCAUGGUGUAGCACAUGUCAUGAUCCUCACGUAGCAUUAACGUGUUAAAAGUGAUUUUGUAAACAUAGCCCCUUGAAAAAAGGAGCAAUAAGUUCUCUUGUCAGUGACAACUGUUAGCCCAGGAGCUGCUGGGUGAGCAGCUGAAGACGAAUACAAUGAAGCAGUGUGUUGUGAACAAACACAGCAACUUCCUGAACUCUUCAACUUCCCCUCUGUGCCUCUGAAGCCUAGAGUCCGGCAUAUAACAACUCUGAGCGCUCAGUGCCAGAAAGUGCUUAAGCUGCAUGCAUCUCACAGUGCUCUCAAGUGUCUUCCAGUGUAAAUAAUACCCUAAUCUCUCUUUGGCCAGUUGGCCCAAAGUUGUAAGUCGGGGCAGAGCAGGUGCAUCUGUGGACACGUUUGUACAUGUACUCGGACUGCAACCACAGGAGCUCAGAGGUGCAUGCACAAGUAGGAUUCUGUGUGCCCAAAAAUUGUCAUAUGGGAGCACCCGUGUCAUGGAGUAGUCCUUCUUUCACUCAUGUAUUUCCUUUUGUGGGGGUUUCCCCUGCAUAUCUGCAUUUAAAAUACACGUCAUUUGUUAGGCAGAUGUGAUUUGUGCAAUGUGUAGCUGCAGUAGGUCCUUAAAUUUGAAGUGCUUGUACUGGAAAACCUUGUUAUGGUAGACAGACAUUCUCCUUUCUGGAGUUUGUCCCUCCAUGUUCAUCUGUAUCUUCUAUGGUAUCUGCCAGCUUGUAGGGCAGUUGGGAUUGUCAGUGGUUGUUGUAGCACAAGUGCAGAUCUUGGCAGCCUGUGAAGUCCCUCUGCAUGUUGCUGUCUCUUUGCCACAGCUUGCUCCUCCCACCUCUCUGCGGGGAGGAGGAUUCCUGCAAGCCAUUCCCUCUCAUUUUCCAUCGGAACUAGUCAUGUUAACCACAAACAGAAGGAAUUUGAGCUCAUUUGACUUGUUUGGUUGAAGCAAGAAGCCUGUGGGGAGUGGACCUGGAGGUGACCCCUGGUUGGUGUUCAUCGGAGGCCGCUCACAACAACCAGGUCUUCAUCUAGUGCAGUUGAAUUUAGAAGAUGUCGUUUUCAGUGGAAAUCUUGUCAUGCACUUAGAAAUUGUGUAAAAUGCACCAAACAGCAUGCACAGAAGCAUCCUGUGUUGGUUUGCUCUGGGCUUCUCUGCGUAAGCUCUGGGUUUGCGUUGUAGUCUGGUGGCAUUGCAGCCAGUUUUGUGCCAGCAGUUGUUCCCUGCUGACUGACAGUGAUGAUUCCAUGGAUUAAAAAGAAAAAUCAAAGUGUUAAUUUCUGAAGGCUACUGACUAUUACAGCUCUGUAAAUUUACUCAUCUGAUCCAUGAGUUUACCAUCCAUCCUUUCAUGACCUAUGUUCAAGCCCAUUUGUCCCAUUCUAAAAUGACAGUAUGUGGAUACAUAGUGCUGAGAAGAGAAUCUUUGCUCUUCCAAAGUCAUAAACCCUUUCCCAUAGGACUGAAACUCCUAUGAAAAUUGUUUGCCGUGUUCUAACGAAAAAUAUUUCUAAAAAUUUACACUAAGUGCAACUAUUCAAAGUAGAUACAUCAAUACUUUUCCCACUUGACAGCCUGGUAAAUGAAUGCCUUGAACUAAAAUUUCCCAUGCAUUCAGUGUAAUUACAUUCUCCACUGUUGCAUUUUUUUCCUCUUUAAAAAGAGAGAGAUGGGAGUUGAACAUACUGUAAUAGAAUCACGUUUAGGAUUUGGUAUUAAUACACAAAAGUAGUACAAAAAGGGCCAUUGAGUCGUGUAGUGACUCAGAAGGAAACGGAGGAGGGCUCUUUCUGCGUAUGUACAAAUGUCAGUGGUUCAACAUGUCAUGGGAGCAGAAGUCUUUUAAAACAUGCUGUAGGAGACAGCUUCUUCAUUGGGCUUCAAAAAGUAAAUGAAGCAAGUCUAGCAAGGUGCAGUGAGGAAGCGCAGGGUCACGUGCUGCUCUACAGGAAACGAGAUUGAAGCGACUGGGGAAGUUCAGAGCUCCGUGACCUCCACCAAAUUCUAAUAGCACAGGAGUGUACAGCCUGGGAAAUGUUCCUGUGAUCUAAUUAGCUUCAGCAGGUGCAUUCUGGAGUGAAUUUGUCAGGCCUCGUGUUCUGUCCAAGCAUCUCUCCAGCUUCUGAGGAGAUUUCUUAGCAAGAUCAGCUGGAGCUCAGCCUUCCACCAUGCCUGUGCCUCCCCCACCUGCACCCCCGCCGCCACCAACACUGGCCUUGGCAAAUACUGAAAAACCAACUCUAAGCAGGUCAGAACAGGCAGGGCGAAAUGCUCUAUUAUCUGAUAUCACCAAAGGAAAAAAGCUAAAGAAGACUGUUACUAAUGACAGAAGUGCUCCAAUUCUAGACAAACCCAAGGGAAGCAGUGGAGGUGGCGGUGGCUUUGGAGGAGGUGGCAGUGGCAGUGGUGGGGGUUUUGGUGCUGGCAGCGGUGGUGGCGGCUUCAGUGGUGGUGGACCACCUGGCCUAGGAGGCCUUUUUCAAGCAGGAAUGCCAAAGCUCAGAUCUGCUGCGAGUCGAGAUGCUGAUGCUGGGGCAGCCCGCCCACCCGCACUGCCGCCUGGAGCCCGCUCUGCAGCUGCCAAGCCAUUCUCAGCACCGAGCGGCCCACCUCGCUUCCCAGGGCCACCGCUGGGGCAGCGGAGCCCAGCUGCUGACCCACAAAGGAGCCGCCUGCCGCCACCCAGGCCCGAUGUGGGUUCUAAGCCUGAUGCCACACCGCCACCGGUGCCCAGCACGCCCCGGCCCAUUGCCUCCAAUCUGCACAGCCGAGGUUCGACGCCAGUGCCUGUCCUCAACCGCCAGCCCAGCCUGGGGCCGACGCCACCGCCAUUCCCGGGCAGCCGAGGCGCAGGGUCAGCUGGCUCCCUGCGGCAGCCCAGCCCAGGCCCAGCAGCCCCCUACUCGGGCAGACCACCACUGCCACCCACACCCGGCCGCUCACCAGUGGAUGAGAAGCCGCCGCCGCCGCCACCUCCUUCUGGGCACCGGCCACCUGCCAGCCGGGACAUGGCCCUGCCGCCGCCACCACCGCAGAACAACAAGCCGCCCGUGCCCGCUUCACCGCGGCCACCCCUCGGAGUUCCUGCGCCCCCGCCACCCCCCAGCAGGCCAGGGCCGCCCCCCGUGCCCCCUGGUCCCGCCAGCAGUGAUGAAAUGCCACGACUGCCCCAGAGGAACCUGUCCCUGGUGCCCCCUGCUGCGCCCAGCUCUGGGGGCGGCCGCUCCGGACCUUUGCCACCACCGCCCAGCGAGAGGCCCCCUCCGCCCAUCAGGGAUCCCCCCAGCCGAGCAGGCCCCCUGCCACCACCACCUCCCAUCAGCAGGAAUGGAAGCACCUCAAGGGCUUUACCUGCUGCUCCCCAGCUGCCUUCCCGGGCUGGGUUGGAGAACCAGAGAGGUGGGCCCCGACCACCGCUUCCCCCAGAUCGGCCGGGGACAAGCGCACCACCACCACCACCGCCGCCUUCAUCAGCACUCCGGAACGGCUUCCAGGACUCAGGCGAUGAUGAGUGGGAAAGCAGAUUUUCUUUUCAUCCUAUAUCUGAUUUGCCACCUCCAGAGCCAUAUGUACCUGUGAAUAGAAGUUAUCCCAGUAAACUAGCAAGAAAUGAAAACCGAGGAGGCUCUGGUCGAAAAGAAAGAGGUGUCCCCCCUCUUCCCCCUAUACCAAGGUGAAGUGGGUUCUGGCCCUUUUUUGGGCGACAUCUGUUUUACGAGGUUUCCUUCAAGUCAGCUCUCCUGUCCACGUUGUUGGAAAGUUGUCUGUUUUGCUCUGUUUCCACUUUUGGCUUGUCAGCUGGAAUAAACUUCAGUCUAUUACAAAAGUAAUAGACAAAGCUUAUGAACUAUAGUUGCUCAAAGCUAUAAAUUUUGUUCGCUUAUACUGCAGGCUGUCCUGAAAGGCAUUUUAUGGACCAUGCCUGACAUACAUGCAUCAUGCUUACCGGGUCCAGCCCUGUCCUCUUGAGAGUUCCACAGAGGUCUGGCUUUGAAUUUAAUGAGAGCUAGAACAAAGCUGUUUCAUUCAUGUGGGGUACAGUGGCUGUAUUAUUUGAUCAAUCAAAUACAAUCUGUUUGCUGUUUAUAAACCAACUGCCAGGGAAUACUGUAUAGCUGAGAAUCCCCUGGAGCCUUCUUUGUUUGCCUGACCUGGUCCAUCUGCUUCUGCGAGCCAUACUCCUACUACAUGGGAACCAAAAGUUUAUCUUAAAUCUUUUCACCUCAGCUUAGUCAAGUAAUUUUGUAAUUUUCUAUACAAUAGAUAGCACGUCCUGUCCUGAGGAUGGAGUGUGUCUGGCCUUAUUUUCAUCUGCAGAGAAUCUUCCAAAAAAGAGCACAAGUGAAGAAUUUGGCAGCACAAAAAUAUCUUUUUUCACACCUUUUUUCCUUGUUUUGUAAUAACAUUACAGUUUUAAUCACUUUGUGCUUUUCUACUUUGAUGUGGACUAUCCUACAGUCAUCCGUGUCCUGGAUUAUUGCAGCGCACUCUUCCUGAGACUACCUGCAGAGAAUUCUUCAAAAGUAGUCUUAGUGGAAAUGCAGCAGUUAUUGUAAUUUUUCUUUCUGUAAAACAUUUCUAACACCAGUGCUCCACAGACUGCUUUCCAUUUGUUUCUUUGGUACAAUUAAAUGAUGGGUUUUUAAUUUAAAAAAUUUCCUGAGGCUCGAGUGACAGUCUCAGAGAGAUUGUAGCUGACUCAUGUAACAGCAGAGCAGCUGAGGUCAAAAAUGUGCAUAGGUGGAAGCUCUUUGAUGUCAUGAAGGAGGUCUGGGGUUAGUGUGUUCAAGUGGGAGCACGAGCUCCAAAAUUUGCUAUCUGCACUGGUUCAAGAGGAUGGGAAGAUUUGGCCUUCUGAGUUUACCAUGAAGCCUGUUCUUUCAACCUCCACUGAAGGACGCCUCAGCAGAGAGCCGUGAGACUUAUGCUGAUAGAAGAAAGAGAAAAGUAUUCUGACGUUGUGACAAUCAGUUUGUAUGUUUAAUGGCUUUUGAAUUUUGUGUUUGAGAAAAGAGUUCAUCGAAUGAUCGUGUUUUGUAAAAGGAUCCAAAUGCAUGUAAAAUGCCUUUGAAAAUUUGAGGAAGGUUUUAAUUCUGAAUUUUUGAAUAUUGCCAAAUCAUAGCUCUUUGUUAAUUGGACUUCUGAAGUUUAACCCUGAAAAAUUUCUCCUCUGUCUCCUCAGCAGCAUGCUUCUUGGGACCCCUACAAAGCCUAUACCAGCAACCAUGUUCACUGGGUAAAAAAAAAAAUAAAAAAGUUAUGUUAGUUAAGAAGGUGUUUCUCUAGUGUGAGAGACAUGAACCUAAGCUGAGGCUAGAAUGAAGUUAGCCCUAGAAAAUCCAGGGAAUGUAUCUGAAGAGAGCUUGAACCCCACUGCAGUGUCUGCAUGUGGGGCUUCUUGCCUGUCAGUGGGCUUGGAGGGGCAGACUGCCUCUGUCCCACCACUGGGACAGUCACCAUGACAAGGCAGAGCUGGGUGCGGCCACAUCAACAUAACUUCCUGGCCUUCUUGGUAUUUGUUUACAAAAUCUUGUUAGCUGUGAUAGCAUUUGAUUACAUACAGGUUUUUACAUUUUUGUAUCUAAUGACAUAUUUUCAGUUACUAUCUACAGUCUUGAACCUGCAAUUGAGUGCGCAGGCGCAGGGAUGUAUCUACAUCAAGUUGCAGGGUCGUGGCUGUUAGAGUUUCUUAUAGAAGUAUUAAUGGGACCUCCAUGUGACAGGUGCACCUUGAGAUCAAGCCUAGCUCAGUACUGCAUUUCUAUGUAUUUUAUGGAUGUCACUUAAACGUGUGCACUAUGCAAAGUGCCUGUCUCUUUGGCUUAUUGUUAUGUGAAUAGAAGUCCAAAUAAGAUUUUUAGGAUAGUAACUUAAAGGAUAAAUUAUUGUAUUCAUGUUAUUAAACUGAAGCACUUACAACUUUGAGGAGCAACGUUCCGAAUUUAAGAAUACAAUAUUUUUGAUACAUUGACCUGCAAAUCUUUAAUAUCCAAACAGCUAUGCAGCCAAAAAAAACUAGAAAAAAUAAAAUCCAAGAGCUGUACUGUGUCUUGUAACUUACCUGUUUCCAGUAUGUCUGUUUUACUUCAAGUAAAAUGCUGCAGAUUGUUCUGCCAUUCCUCUGCAUCAUUCAGAAUAUCCCGUAUUUGAUCUUUUCAGUAAGGUUCGCUGACCAGAAAGUCUGGACCUUAACCAGUGACUUGGCAAGUCAGAUUCAGUCUCACUUACAAUGGCUGCGUAGAAGGCCCUGUCAACAAGCUGAUGAACCCAAGGUGCCUGUUGAUUUCAUCACUUCCUUGUACUGUAGAAACCUCCUCAGAACAGCUGUUUGGCAUAUAUGUAAAGUACCUUAAAAAUGCAGAAAGAGGUAUUUUUUCACCUAGCAACAAACUUGACUAUUUGUAUCUUUUGCAGUAAAAUUCCCUAGUAUAAUCCAGAACAAUGCAGCAUUUUAUCUUCCAUAUAUCGCUUCACAUAUCAAUAGCUUUUUACAGUAUGAGCAGUAUUAAAGUAUUUAUUUCACUAUGAAGUCUUAAAAAGAAAAAGGAUACAGAACAGGUUGAUCCAGUGGUGCCUUAUGACUUUUUUAGUCAACUUUCUGUGUUUCACAAGACAAAUGAAGUCGUCGUUCUUGCGCAUCCCAACGUCAACAGCGCUGAUAGCAGCGUUGCACAGUGCUGCGCCAAGUUCUGCUGCUGGUGUGUGCUCAGUCUGCUAACUUGAGUGAGCUGAAUGUGUGGAGAGGUGUGGGUCAGCUUCCAGUUGAGACAUGGUGGCACUGGUGCCAUUGCUGGCAUUGCUCUGGAAACCUCCCCUUCUCCAGGCAGCCCAGCUGCCUUCAGCAUGUUUGCCUGGCGUUAAAGGACUAAGCUGGGUUCGCUGCUUGCAUCUGACAGUUACUGAUUUUGUUUUAAUGACGUUGUCUUAAUAACAUUCACACCUCAAAGCUUUUUUAUGCCGUCACCAAGACUUGCAUUGCAUGUCAGUGGCCAUGAAUGUUCAUUUUUGUUUAAUUUGACAAAGUAAAUAAAAUGAGAAUAACUUUUGUAGUAAUUUCUGCUCAGUAUUUCUGUAAGGAAACACAAGCUGUCUGCUCUGACUUUGUGCAGCAGCUGCAGGGAGAAAAGGUCCCAGUGAUUUGUGUUCAGAGUUGUUGAAGGAAGCUCAGCUUGCGGCGCAGGAAGCAUGUAUUUCUGUAAAUGAACCACUUCUUGAAUAAGGUUGCAAGGUUCUCAUUGAGAAGCCACCAUUUCCCAGCACCAAAAGAGUCAUAAAAAUUUUUCUUUUCUGCAAGACUGAGCUAUUAGGGAAGUUGCUUCAGUUGCCAUUUUAGAAGGAGAGCAGCAGUUCAUCCUUGCAGCACUGACUGCUUCCAUGUCAGUUGUACGAGCAGUUCUCUGCUGGAGAGCAGAGCUGCUGUCGUGGUUCACGUAGUUUGCAAGACAACUUUUUCUGUGCUGGAACACAUAAGUAGGAAGGGUGCAUUUACCCUUGGAUGCAAAAAGUGGAGUUGGAUGAUCAAAGUGGUGUUGUUUCAAGCAGAAUGUUGGCUGCCAGGAGAGGGGAGCUGGGGAGAAGUGUACCCAUGGAGGAUAAGCCAGUUGGCUGGAUGUGGGCACUCGUAUGAAAGCACCGAGCCAGGUGUAAGCUGUGUGAGGUUGUGAAUGCUGUCUGCCAGUGCACUCAGCCUGUCACUGCGGUACUUCGAGUCUGUACAGUGUGUCUUGGAUGAACUUUAACCUUUCUGAUUGUACUCACCAGAAAAAAAGGGAGAAUCUCUUACUGGAGGUGCUCAGUAAGACACGAAGAGUGGCUCGUGAAAAGCUCUGUAUGUCCCUAAGGGAACGCAGGGUUGCUCAGCCUGCCUGGUGGCACUGCUACCAGUUAUGAACAGAGCGCUGGAAAUGUGGGGAGUGCUGAGGGAAACCGAGAGGGCUGCACGCCCUGGGCAAGGGAGUGGCAUGUUGGCGUGCUGACGUUUUGUAAUUUGUGAUACAAGUUCUGUAGCAUAAACUCGUACGUGAUAAGAAGGCACUCUAAGUUUGGACUCAAAGUCACACAGGGCUAUAAAAGAGAAACAUAACUUCCAGUGCAGGCUGAGCAAAAAGUAACACAUUUUUUUUUCAGGCGCUUACAGUUGGAACUUUUAUAAAAUAUUAAUCGAGUUCUGUGAAAUUUUUCUGCUUAACAUUUAUCUUGUAUGUGAUUUUUUUUUUUCUCCUUAUUUUUCUAUCCUAUGCCAAAUAAAUUUUACUUUUAUUUA
This is a messenger RNA of Tympanuchus pallidicinctus (lesser prairie-chicken), 11890 nucleotides long. RefSeq names its product WAS/WASL interacting protein family member 1 (gene WIPF1). The record is from RefSeq and is a predicted model, not a curated record. Lineage: Eukaryota; Metazoa; Chordata; Aves; Galliformes; Phasianidae. Bases 5796 to 7304 code for a protein of 502 amino acids. The transcript is spliced from 9 exons. Gene Ontology annotation, molecular function: actin binding.